Fonsecaea erecta is the source of this 1470-nucleotide messenger RNA. RefSeq lists its product as hypothetical. NCBI's taxonomy places the organism in Eukaryota, Fungi, Ascomycota, Eurotiomycetes, Chaetothyriales, Herpotrichiellaceae. Gene Ontology annotation, molecular function: dipeptidyl-peptidase activity; serine-type exopeptidase activity. The transcript is spliced from 3 exons. Bases 1 to 1470 code for a protein of 489 amino acids. Gene Ontology annotation, biological process: proteolysis. The record is from RefSeq and is a predicted model, not a curated record.
AUGCCAGUCGACCAUUUUCAUAACGAAUCUCGAUAUGAACCUCAUACCAAUGCUACAUUUACACAGUUCUACUGGCUGGAUACUACCAACUAUGUUCCUGGGGGCCCGGUCAUAAUCCUUGCUAUUGGAGAGGAUUCAGAGUCGGGUGACUUUCAAUGGCUGCAGAAAGGUCUUCUCCAUGACAUCGCCAACGCCACUGGAGGAGUUGCGGUUCUAUGGGCCCAAAGGUACUAUAGUGGCGGCAACAUUGUACCCCCAAGUCAGCCUUAUACCACCGAAAACCUUCGCUUUCACAGCACCGAACAAGCGAUGGCCGACCUCGCCUACUUUGCCCAAAGAGUGAGUUUCCCAGGGCUCGAAGAUCGGAACCUCACGGCCGCUACGACCCCUUGGAUAAUACUUGGCGGGUCUUAUGGUGGAGUUAUUUCUGCCUUUACUCGUAUUCAGUACCCCGAUAUCUUUUGGGGCGGAUUGUCGUCUUCCGGAAUCUCUGUCGCCAUCGCGGACGAUUGGCAAUACUACGACGUCGUACGACGGUACGGACCCCCGGAAUGCAUCAAGAGACAGCAACAACUCACGAAUCUAAUGGAUAAUAUCUACGAGAGUGGUAACAAGACGGCGCUGUCUGAGCUCUACGCGGCCUUUAAUGUGUCGGACACCACAAAAUAUCCUGAUCUGGCAAAUCUUCUUAGUGGUCUAUUGGGUCCCUGGGACCAAUCUUGGAAUUACCCGCCAUAUCCUCUGACUGGCCCGGGUUCGUACUGCGACUUCAUCACUUCUCAAACCAAUGCGACUGUGUCUGAAGCCGCCCUUCAGACCGCGGUACAUUCUUUGCUUGUGUACGCCAACAAGACUGCUACUCCUAACGUCACGGACCUCUACUACCCUCUCCUGAACCUGUUCCUGUAUGUGCAAACUCAGUACGACUUCUGUUCAGGCAAGUCGGUGGCCGAGUGCGAGUUCCUGGGUGACCCGGAUCCGUUUGGGUGGCUCGAGUGCACAGAGUACGGAGGGUUUGCAACUGGAUACACCCCAGGCACACCGGGUCGCCCUGAUGCCCUGCCCUUGGUCUCCCGCACAAUGACUCUAGAAUACAAUCUCGACCUCUGUCACUCUACCUACAACAUCACAUACGAUCCACAGCUUGAGCGGUUCAACAAAUAUGGCGGGUUCAAUAUGUCCUAUCCUCGCCUGGCUCUUUCGACCGGCCAACUCGAUUACUAUCGACCGCAGACGCCCCUGGCGGAAUUCCUCGAGGACGGAAGCCCCAAUCCGCGCCUCAAGAGUAAUGGCACGAGCAGCGACCCGGAAAUCGUGAUCCAGGGCGGCUACCACGAAUGGGACUUUCCGGGCCUGCUGCCCAACGAGACGGACUACCAGAUGCCGGCGGUAGCGCGCAGUGCGCAAAUCAGAGAGGUUGAGGCCGUGAAGCUGUGGUUGCAGGCCUGGAAUCAGACGCACGCGGCUUGA